Trypanosoma theileri is the source of this 825-nucleotide messenger RNA. RefSeq lists its product as uncharacterized. Bases 1 to 825 code for a protein of 274 amino acids. Gene Ontology annotation, biological process: mitochondrial translational elongation. Gene Ontology annotation, cellular component: mitochondrial matrix. The record is from RefSeq and is a predicted model, not a curated record. Gene Ontology annotation, molecular function: translation elongation factor activity; protein binding. The transcript has a single exon. NCBI's taxonomy places the organism in Eukaryota, Euglenozoa, Kinetoplastea, Trypanosomatida, Trypanosomatidae.
AUGCUGUGUUUAACCCGUUUCCGUGCAUGUAUGAAAAAGAAUGUUUUUCUUGAUUUGGUGAAGGAUCUCCGGUAUCGCACAGAGGCUCCUAUUGCCGACUGCAGUGCUGCCCUCAAGGAAACAGGUGGAGAUAUAGAAAAGGCGAUGGCGGUACUUCGCAAAAAAGGAGCCGCAACGGCCAUGAAAAAAGGUUCUCGAGUUACAGAACAGGGAAGUGUUGUAGCCUGCAUUGGAGGUGCAUUUGGUGCCGCUGUUAUUACGGUCUGCAGUGAGACGGACUUUGCCGCACGCAGUAUUCAAUUUCAGAAUGCCUGUGCGAAAGUAAAGGGGAAAAUGCAAACAAAGAUCAUUGAUAGCAAAGGUGCCAUUCUGGCAGAUCCUGCAGAGGCCCACCGAUCUCUUGUGGAGUCCACAACCGAUGAACUCCGCGCCACUAUUGCCGUUCUUGGUGAGAAUGUCACUAUUAAGUCUGUGCAGCCACUGCGACUCGCCCCGCACGUGACGGAGCGCAUUUCUAUUGGCUCCUACACCCACGGCGUGUUGGAUGUGCCGGAUGUGGGCCGCAUUGCGGGUCUCGUCGCGGUGAGUUGUGUAGAUCCCGCGGUGAGUGUGGAGCCAAGCACACUUGUGGAUGUGGCCAGACACUUUGUGGCCUGCAGCGGCGCGGAGGGGAAUUACGUCCAUCAGAACUUCUUCGGCACGGAGGAGACAGUGGGGCAGUGGUUGAAGCGCCAUGGUCUGCGAUUCAGUAGUAGUACGGUGGUGGAGUUCGGUAAAGAUCCCAUUAUACACACCGCCCAGCAGCCCCGUACAAACAGUAACUAA